AUGUCUGCCCUGGCGGGACCAGCGGCUCCCAUCGUGGUGCCGAUCGUGGCGGGCGUCGUACUCGCCGUAUGGGUUCAUGACGUGUACCAGCAGUCCUGCGUGGUGCUUCAGCGCUUCAUGACAUAUAUCGUCGACUUGACCCUUGUGUUGCAGACACUUUAUCUUGUGUCGGAAAGCAAGGAACUAUCUCGUAGGGCCAUCAAGCUCGCUGUCGCUGCCUAUCAUGCCUCACCAACGAGCGAAGAAGUUCAUGCUGGAAUUCGGAAGUAUGACCGGGACUUGACACUCCUGGCGCGCGCGGAUCGUGAUGCCUUGGAUAAAAUCAUCGAGUUGAUGCAACUGUAUAGCAUCGAUGCCGCGACAAUUUUCGACCUUCGGAAACAGAUUCCAGCUGUUGGUUCAUUACCGGAUGAAUUGUGGGAAGACGUCAAGGCAUAG
Suillus paluster is the source of this 438-nucleotide messenger RNA. RefSeq lists its product as uncharacterized. The transcript is spliced from 2 exons. The record is from RefSeq and is a predicted model, not a curated record. The coding region runs from base 1 to 438 and encodes 145 amino acids. NCBI's taxonomy places the organism in Eukaryota, Fungi, Basidiomycota, Agaricomycetes, Boletales, Suillaceae.